AUGGGCUCUUCUACAGAUCGAUUAGUGGUAAAAGUGAGCGGCGGUGAGGGUGAUUUACAGGAUCGUUAUAAUGAAAUAAAUCAGUUAAUGGAAGAAAAACGAAAAUAUAUUGUUGAUUCAUCCGCAUUUUGUAUGAAUGAAGUUUUAACUUGGUUCCAAAAAUCUAUAAACGAUCUGUUUAAUUCUCAACAACAAAUUAUCAAUAAUAUAGAGUUCGUUCAAGAUAAAGCACAGAUAAAAUUAGCUGAUUUCAAUGAACUGCUCCAACCUCUUAGUAAAGAAAUUCAUUUUCUAACCCAAGAUAGCGCUUAUGACAUAACAGUGUUCGAUCAAAUAACAAAAAAAUUAGAUGAUAUCUACAUGGCGUUAAAGUAUUUUACACUCACUAAAGAAGUCAAUAUGCCGUCAGUACUAACGUUGUUACCACAAUAUAAAAUAUCCUUUAUUACUGAACAACUAAGUGAUACAACAUCACAUGAAUUAGAGAAUCGAAACGAAAAUACAAACCAAAAAUUAGAAAUCACGACUCUUUCCACUGCACUAUCUCCAACAACAAAUCAAUCUGUUGAACAUAAAAACGCAUCAAUCAAUCUUACAGUUGAUUCUGAGAUUUAUCUUUCAACUGAUUUAGUAGCAGAUGAGAUUUUUCCUAUCCAGUCGUCUAAAGAAUCCAAUUUUGAUAUUGAGCAAAAUGUUGAAGUUGCACGUAAUCACGACGGCGAAAUGGACGACAGUUUUGUUUUUGAUUAUAAACUUUAUCGUUUAGUGCUACCGCGUCAUUACGAUUUCGACAUUCAAUGUCUGACAUCAAACGGUACCGAUACAUUAUGUUAUUCAAAGACAUCAAAGAAACUAAUUUAUCAGGAUGAUAAAACGGGACGACAAAUGACACUCGAUUGGUACCAUGAUCAUAUUACACAUUUGAAUUGGUUUCGAGCUAUUGAAGCAUAUGUGAUAUUGACACAAGAUCGUGCAAUAUAUUCGAUUGAAUUAGAUAAUAAUAAUCGCUUGAAGAUUAGAUCACGUCAUCGUUUAAUGAAUGAAAUAGUCUCAUCACCGCCAGUAUUUAUGCAAACAGAUGCUGAAUAUAUUUAUUAUUGUUAUGAAACCGAAUCAAACGAUCAUUCUGCAAAAUAUUUGCGUUUAUUAAAUUUAUAUUUUCAAGAUGUAAGAGUUUAUUCAUUAGAUAAAUGUUUAUCAAUAAAUAAAAAACAUGUGCAUCAAAAUGAUAGAGGACAAAUUGUUGGUUUAGCGGUUAACAAUAAGCAUAUUGUUUUACUACAACACCAUGGACAGCAAAAUCAUGAAGAGAAUGAAGAUGAAUGGGAUAUCGAUGAGAAUAGCUGGUCGCCAUCAUCUACUCAUCAUUGUGUAAAACAACGUUCGUAUAACAAUGACAUACAUUUGUUAAUAUUCGAUAAAAAGAUGAAAUUUCUACAACGAUUCACCAUCGAUGGCUACACUGGUAGUUUACCAAUUUUUUAUUAUAAUAGUCCAAGCGGUUAUUUUAUGAUCGAUCAAACAAGGUCAAUUUUGAGAUUUUUCAAUAAAAACAAUGAAACUGGAGAGGUUAAAUUAAUUCCAAAACAGUCGACAACUACAGCUUCAGUCACUGCGUCAGGAAUAAAUUGUUUGUUCACAUCUAUUACGUUAAUGAAUGAUGGUACAUUAUUAAUUACAAAUAAUACUAAAGAUAAAAUGUCAAAAUUUUUAAACGAAGAUAUUUUGUAUGAAUUAACACAACGAUGUCAUUCAACUGUUGACAUGUAUAAUUUAUUAAUUGCAACUGGUUUUAAUGAAACUGAAAUUGCUUCUUUACGUGGCUUUUGGGUGAAUUCGUAUCUGACAUCGCCAUGUCAUAAUGAUCAAUGUUUACUCACUUAUGCCAAAAUCGUUGGUUUUAAUACAACAAAACUACGAUGCGACAAUUUAUCACAUCUAAAGGCAAAUCAAAUUCGUCGAUUAUUUACAUAUUUUCCUUCUAUAAAUACAUUUCAUAGUGGCAAUGUUCAUUUAUCAAAAGCAACAUGCGAAUAUCUGAUAAAAUUAUCAAAUUUAAAAAAUCUUACACUAUAUAUUCCGAUUAGUCAACAUGCUAAUCCAUCUGAUUUUUACAUUUAUUCAACUGACAUAUUUGAAAAUUUGUGUCAUUCGUUAACCCGUUCAAAUCUCAAACAAAUUUCACUUGUUAUACAAUCAAUAGAUGGUCGAUUACCUGAUCAAUGUGUCCAGAAUUGUAUUAAUGCUCUGACAACAAUGACUUGCUGUGAAAUCAUUACAUUAGAAGAGUUAAAUUAUGAUGAAAGUCGUCUUUAUCCCACAUUAUUUUCAUCAGACCAUAUACAAACAUACAUUCCUCUUGUAAUCCAAAAGUUAUCUUCAUCUUUAAAACAUCUUAUUGUUUCGUUUUGUCAUAGUAUGCUUUUGACAAAUAAAAAUAAUUUAUCCUCAAUUGUUGAAGAAUAUACAAAAUUACAAUUAUUCACACUAUGCUUGCCAUCCAUUCCACCAUGUUUUGACUGGAUUGAUCUAUUGCAAUUGAGAACACUUUGUAUCGAAUAUGCCACCUUCACCGAGGAGAAUAGUCAAUCGUUACAAUCUUUAUUUGAAAACAAUCAACAACAAUCAAGACAGCUUCAAAAUCUUGCACUGUCUUUAACAAAACAAUGGCUGACAACAUUAGAAUCUCAUCUCGUUAAAAGAACAACAACAACAACAGCAAUAAUGGAUCAAACAAAUGUUGAAACAAAGAUCUUUUCGUCCAUCUUCGAUGAUUGUUUUAGCGAGCCGGACAUAUUAUUAAUAGACGAUGAAAAGGAAAGUGAACCAAUGGAUGAUUCAUUUAUGAUAGAGAAUACAAAUAAUAAUAGCGAAAGUUAUUAUUAUCUUGAAUUUUCACAUCCAUCCUCAAUCAGAACAAGAACGAAUACAACUUUACCAAUUUUACGUCUUAAACUAGAUAAUCAAUGGUUAAGAUCUUUAACGAAUUUAAAUUUGACUGGAAUCCAUUGUCAUUCAAAUAAUUUCACGUAUUUAUUUCAACAAUUAAUCAAUGUGGAGACAUUAUCUAUUACACCGUGUACACUCAUUUAUAUUGACAAUAAUCUAUGUCACUGUAACAACACAAAUGUUCUAUCAAUAUAUCAAACACAUUUUUGUUCAUUCUCAUCAAUGGUACAGUUAAAAUCGUUAAACAUUGUUUGUGGUGUAAACAAUAUGAAAGAAAAAUGUUUUAUACUAGAAGAUGAUUAUCGUUAUCAUUGUUUACGUUAUGACGAAACACACAUACAUGAUGAAAUAUUUGAUAUCGUAUUUUAUUAUGAAGAAAUUAUUCGAUAUUGUUUACAAAAUAUAGCCUAUACGCUGAUUCAAUUACAUCAUUUGAGUAUACGUAUGCCAUUUUAUGAAUUAAAAAUCAAUGAUCUCAAUUUAAUUUGUCAAAAAUUUAGUUCCUAUCUUGAAACAUUAGUCAUCGAUGUUAAAGGUGUAUCUCAAUUACAUAUUACAAUCAAUGUAUUGUUAUCGAGAAAUAUUUUAUCAAAAUUAAAAACAUUUAUUGUUGUAGAUGAUUCAUUUAUUUUGACAAAACAAUUGUUAGAUAAUUUAUCGAAACAAUCACAAUUAGAAAUAAUUGAAAUUUAUUCAAAUAAAAGUGAUUUAAACAAAGAUUUAAUUAUAUAUAUUGAAAAAAAUAUGAAUAUCAAUAUAUUUUCAUCAUUACAUACAUUUCGUUUAAUUGUUAAUAGUGUCAGUUCAAUACAAUUGAUUAAAACAGUGAAAAUAAAUAUUGAAAAAUCAUUUUCAACAGUAAAACCCGGUUUUUUAUUUGAUAUAAUAACGAAUUCACAUGCUAAUUUAUCGAAAAUAAUCACAGUGCCAGUAUUAUUUGACGGAAAAUAUUUACAUAAGAAAUUUCACUCUAUUAAAUCAAACUAUCAGUUGUCAAUUUCUUAUCCAUCUAAUUUAAAUUAUCAAACAUUGUAUAGUGAACAAUUAGAUAAUUUAUAUAGAAAAAUAUGA
Didymodactylos carnosus is the source of this 4020-nucleotide messenger RNA. NCBI's taxonomy places the organism in Eukaryota, Metazoa, Rotifera, Eurotatoria, Philodinida, Philodinidae. The record is from the annotation of a GenBank genome assembly.